AUGAUGACGUUGGCGUAUCAUGGUCUCUUUAUGGUGUGGCGUCUCACAUUUGCCCAUCACGCCAGCUGUCAUGAUUCUGUUAAUAAGGUUUUUUCUUUAACAAUGAGCGCCUUACAAUUGCGAGAGGGAUUUCUGCUUCACCGCAAGUAUGACCCUUUUACGACACAUACAGACAUUUUCCAUUAUGUAGGUCAUGUUGUGUAUCGUGUCAUACCAUGUCUGCUUGAGUUACGGCUUUUACUUGACUGGUCAGUGUCUCCCACCGUGUUGAAGUUGCAGCACUGGAUGUUUCUUGAGGAUGUGCACCACACUGUGUACCUGCGCUAUAUUGACAUCAGCGACUUGGCCUGGACAAGUUCCAAGAAGGGGCGCCAAUUCCCAUUUUUUGUCCGAGCGUACCAAGACAUUGUUUGUUUUGCCGCGUGCCUCCUUGUCUUAUUUUUUUCCUUUGGUCCAAACAUUGGUAUGAACAUGGUGACGUCGUGGCGAACAAGGAUGAAAUAUGUCACAAUGUCACACUUUUACGAGGCUGAAGGCACCGAUGUUCGCGUUUCAUCUACUUUGCUUCCCAAACUUUGGAAUGCGUUGCCGUUGCUGCUCCAGGACAGAUACGGGUUCCAUAGCUCGCUGCAGCUGAUGAUGUUCCCAAGAUGUAGUGCGGAGGUGUGGAGUGUUGCGCCGGAAACAAGGCUUUUACUGUUAGGCCAGCUUUACGCGGCCGCGAAGAACGAAACAGUGCUUGUUAUACAUAAGGAGGAUGAUAUCGUACGGAAGGUGGCUUCAGCAGGGGCGACACGAGACGUUUAUAACAGUCAGCAAUACAUUGUUCCGUGGGCUGAUGUGGUAAAGUUGCGGGAUACCUUGGAGAAGGUGCAUAUUUUGCAUACUUCUCGUCGUUGGAGAGAAGAUGGAGAAGUGGCUAGUUUCACGCCUACCAUGAUGUACGAAACUGGCGAUUGGGUCCCUUUUCAGCAGUUUUACAGUCCUUUUGUGAACAACUCACCUAAUACUGUGGUGGUGAAAGAGAAAGUACGGACAGAGUGCGAUGUUCAGAUGACUAGUGUUGGGGAUAGUUAUAGCAAAACUCCAUCAGUAUUGUACUGGUGUGUUCGUUGCCACUCCUUUGUGAAUCUGACUGGUGGCCUAACCAAGAUGACAUGGAAUGGAAAUGGCGUGAAUGAAAUUGGAUCCGGUUCCGACGCUGGUGCGGCACAACGAAGGACAACACCGCUGGACGGCAGCUACCAAUGA
Molecule: messenger RNA, 1251 nt
Organism: Trypanosoma rangeli
Lineage: Eukaryota; Euglenozoa; Kinetoplastea; Trypanosomatida; Trypanosomatidae
Exons: 1
Coding region: 1-1251 (416 amino acids)
Biological process (GO): detection of mechanical stimulus; cellular response to mechanical stimulus; regulation of membrane potential
Cellular component (GO): membrane
Molecular function (GO): monoatomic cation channel activity; mechanosensitive monoatomic ion channel activity
Source: RefSeq, a predicted model, not a curated record